CUUAACCAAUAAACAUGAUGGCCUGGAGAAGGUUAAGUAUUGAAACCCCUCCCUCUUCAGGAUGCCAGCUGGGAGGAGCUGACGGAAAUUAAAGUACUCCAGUCCACAUCUAACAGAACUUUCCACUGUGCCUGCAGCCUGGACAGAGAGGAAGUAAGGACUGGUGUCAGGAGGGAGCUGUGAGGUUUUAUCUGUGCAGCCCUUCUCUGAGGAUGGACACUUCUCACACUACAAAGUCCUGUGUGCUGAUUCUUCUUGUGGCCCUACUGUGUGCAGAAAGAGCUCAGGGACUACAGUGCUACGAGUGCUAUGGAGUCCCAUCUGAGACUUCUUGCCCAUCAAUUACCUGCACCUACUCUGAUGGAUUCUGUGUUACUCAGGAGGCAGCAGUUAUUGUGGAUUCUCAAACAAGGAAAGUAAAGAACAGUCUUUGCUUACCCAUCUGCCCUCCUAAUAUUGAAAGUAUGGAGAUCCUGGGUUCUAAGGUCAAGGUGAAGACUUCCUGUUGUAAGGAAGACCUCUGCAAUGCAGCAAUUCCCACUGGAGGCAGCACCUGGACCAUGGCAGGGGUGCUUCUGUUCAGCCUGAGCUCAGUCCUCCUGCAGACCUUGCUCUGAUGGUCCUUCCAACGACCCCCACCCUUUUCCUUUUAUCCACAUGUGCCACAACUUUCCUGGAGCUCUCUAGUGAUGAAUUAUGAGUUAUAGAAGCUCCAUGGUGGGAGUAGUGUGUGAAAUACCAUGUUUUGCCUUUAUGGCCCUUGUUGGGUAGGUAGGUGCCCUAUUCCUCUCUAGGGCUUUCAAAUCUGUACUUCCUAGAAUGUCAUUUUGUUGUGGAUUGCUGCUCAUGACCCUGAAGGCACAUGGCCAGCACAGGGAAGAGGCAGAAGUCCAAGGUAUUAUGCUAUCACCAUCCACACAUAAGUAUCUGGGGUCUUGCAAUAUCCCCACAUGUAUCCCGAAUGUCUCCCUGUUGAGUCCAAUAAACCCUUUGUUCUCCCA
Molecule: messenger RNA, 1001 nt
Organism: Mus caroli (Ryukyu mouse)
Lineage: Eukaryota; Metazoa; Chordata; Mammalia; Rodentia; Muridae
Source: RefSeq, a predicted model, not a curated record